AUGGAUAUCCGAAGGAAACUCGUAAUUGUCGGAGACGGAGCUUGCGGUAAGACCUGUCUACUCAUCGUCUUCUCGAGGGGUACCUUCCCUGAGGUCUACGUCCCUACCGUCUUCGAGAACUACGUCGCAGACGUCGAGGUGGACGGCAAGCACGUCGAGCUCGCCCUUUGGGAUACCGCUGGUCAAGAAGACUACGACCGCCUGCGUCCCCUUUCGUACCCCGACUCGCAUGUCAUCCUCAUCUGCUUUGCCGUCGACUCACCCGACUCUCUUGACAACGUCCAGGAGAAGUGGAUCAGCGAGGUGCUGCACUUCUGCCAAAAUCUGCCGAUCAUCCUCGUCGGUUGCAAGAAAGAUCUUCGUCGUGAUCCCAAGAUCAUUGAGGAGCUGCGAAAGACGAGCCAGAGGCCAGUCAGCCCUGAGGAGGGCAUGGCCGUCGCACAGAAGAUCGGAGCCGCUCGCUAUCUCGAGUGCUCUGCCAAGACAGGCGAGGGUGUCCGCGAGGUCUUCGAGCACGCUACUCGUGCUGCGUUGCUCAGCAAGAGCUCUAAGAAGAGGAGUGGUGGGAAGUGCCUUGUCCUCUGA
This is a messenger RNA of Jaminaea rosea, 585 nucleotides long. RefSeq lists its product as hypothetical. Bases 1 to 585 code for a protein of 194 amino acids. Gene Ontology annotation, biological process: small GTPase-mediated signal transduction. The record is from RefSeq and is a predicted model, not a curated record. NCBI's taxonomy places the organism in Eukaryota, Fungi, Basidiomycota, Exobasidiomycetes, Microstromatales. Gene Ontology annotation, molecular function: GTPase activity; GTP binding. The transcript is spliced from 5 exons.